AUGCGCGGCACCGAUGCUAUUGAGGCAAAGGGUCAUGGCAGAUCAGGCGGGGGUAACAGUCGAGCACACGCAUGCGGUGUAGGUGGGAGUUCAGUUCACGGUGUAUUUGAGGUGAGCUGCAGUGUAUUUGAGGUGAGCUGCAGAGUGACUGACCACUAUAAUGGAGGGAUGAGACAGCAGUACUCUGUGAAGCCCUGCUCACCCGAGAGCAACGUGAAACACACACACGCCCGUGCCUCGUCCGUGGUUCGCUACUACAUCAGCGCAGAGGAGGUGGAGUGGGACUACUCACCUAACCGGGCCUGGGAACUAGAGAAACAUCACGCUACAGAGGAGGACAGUCCAGGCAGUAUAUUCGUGGGCAGGGGAGAGAAUCGUAUUGGUCCACGCUAUAAGAAGGCGGUGUAUAGACAGUACACUGAUGACACCUUCAGGACACAGACGGAACUGCAACCUGAACAACUGCACCUCGGCAUUCUGGGUCCUAUCAUCAGGGUGGAGGUGGGAGAGGAGGUUCUGAUCACCUUUAAGAACAGAGCCAGCCGUCCGUACUCUAUACACGCUCACGGAGUGGUCACUACCGACACACACACACCUGUCCAGCCAGGUUUUAUGACAGAGUUCAGAUGGGAGGUCCCAGAGAGCUCUGGUCCAGGAGUCUCUGAUCCUAACUGUAUCUCCUACGCGUACUAUUCUACUGUUGACUUCGUCAAGGACGUGUUCAGCGGUCUCCUGGGUCCCCUGGUGGUCUGCAGACAGGGAGUACUGCAGCGUGGAGCUGAGGAGGGCACGAGGAAGAGGAGGGACGUGGAGAGGGAGUUUGCUCUGCUCUUCAUGGUGUUUGAUGAGAAUGAGUCCUGGUACCUGGAAGACAACAUCAGAACUUACCUCCACACUGACCCCAGUAACUUCACUGUGGACGACAACUUUAUAGAGAGCAACAAGAUGCACGGUAUAAAUGGUAAGCUGUAUGGAAACCUUCAUGGUCUGACCAUGUCUAAUGGCCAGACAGUGGACUGGUAUCUACUAGGGAUGGGCAACGAGGUCGACAUUCACACCGUCCACUUCCACGCUGAGACCUUCACUUAUAAAACGGACAGUGUGCACCGCGCGGAUGUGUUUGACCUGUUCCCGGGGACGUUUCAGACGGUCGAGAUGACUGCAGGGAACCCUGGGACAUGGCUGUUGCACUGCCACGUUGCCGACCACAUCCACGCUGGAAUGGAGACUACUUUCACCAUCACGGAGAAAGCAUCACAUGCACCUGGUAUUGGAGGUUCCAUCUCCACUCUGCUACUGCCACUAUUACUGACCGUUCUCCACUAGACUACUCUGUGUGUGUGUGUGUGUGUGUGUGUGUGUGUGUGUGUGUGUGUGUGUGUGUGUGUGUGUGUGUGUGUGUGUGUGUGUGUGUGUGUGUGUGUGUGUGUGUGUGUGUGUGUGUGCGUGCGUGCGUGCGUGUGUUCAUAAUGCAUUAUCAGUCAAUGUAAUCAGCUAUCAAACCAAUCAGUCCUACAAUAGAUAAAAUGAUGAUGAAUUACAGAUCUAUAUUACACAGCUUCACCAUCCAGUCAUUCCAUGUUUUAGCUUUAUCAUAGAAGUAGGAAGUAGAAUCCUAGAAUGGACAUGAACCUUCUUAUGAUGGCAUAAAAGGUCAGCCAUGUUGGUCAGGGAGAUGAUCAACCCGUGGUUUGCCAGUGCUGUUAUAAUUUGUAAAGCAAUGAAUUUGAAGAAUUUGCAUUGUAUACAGUGCAUUCGGAAAGUAUUCAGACAAAUCAAAUCAAAUCAAAUGUAUUUAUAUAGCCCUUCGUACAUCAGCUGAUAUCUCAAAGUGCUGUACAGAAACCCAGCCUAAAACCCCCAAACAGCAAGCACUGCAGGUGUAGAAGCACGGUGGCUAGGAAAAACUCCCUAGAAAGGCCAAAACCUAGGAAGAAACCUAGAGAGGAACCAGGCUAUGUGGGGUGUGCAUUCGGAAAGUAUUCAGACCCCUUGACUUUUUUUCCCACCAAAACAGUUUUACGUUACAGACUUGUUCUUAAGUUGUUUAAAUGUUUUUUUUUUCUUUCCCCUCAUUAAUCUACACACAAACACGCCUCAUAAUGACGAAGCAAAAUCUGUUUUUUAAGAAUGUUUGCAAAUGUAAAUAAAAUAAUAAUAAUAAAUAAAUAAAUUCACAUAAUAAUAAUAAUAAUAAUAAUAAUAAUAAUAAUUUCACAUUUAUACAUUUACAAAAAUAUUCAGACCCUUUACUCAGUACUUUUUUGAAGCACUUAUACAGGCAGCGAUUACAGCCUCAAGUCUUCUUGGGAAUGACUCUACUAGCUUGGCACACCUGUAUUUGGGGAGUUUCUCCCAAAUUUCUCUGCAGAUCCUCUCAAGCUCUGUCAGGUUGGAUGGGGAGCGUCGCUGCACAGCUAUUUUCAGGAUGUUUGAUCGGGUUCAAGUCUGGGCCACUCAAGGACAUUCAGAAUCUUGUCCCGAAGCCACUCCUGCUUCUUGGCUGUAUGCUUAGGGUCGUUGUCCUGUUGGAAGGUGAACCUUCGCCCCAGUCUGAAGUCCUGAGUGCUCUGGAGCAGGUUUUCAUCAAGGAUCUCUGUACUUUCCUUCGUUAAUCAUUCCCUCGAUCCUGACUAGUCUCCCAGUCCCUGUUGCUGAAAAACAUCCACUCAGCAUGAUGCUGUCUCCAUCAUGCUUCACCGUAGGGAUGGUGCCAGGUUUCCUCCAGACAUGACGCUUGCUAUUCAGGCCAAAGAGUUCAAUCUUGGUUGCAUCAGACCAGAGAAUCUUGUUUCUUUAGUCCUUCAACUGCCUUUUGGCAAACUCCAACUCUGUCUGGCCACUCUAUCAUAAAGGCCUGAUUGGUGGAGUGCUGCAGAGAUGGUUAUCCUUCUGGAAGGUUCUGCCAUCGCCACAGAGGACCUCUGGAGCUCUGUCAGAGUGACCAUCGGUUUUUCGUCACCUCCCUGACCAAGGCUCUUGUCCCCCGAUUGCUCAGUUUGGCCGGGCGGCCAGCUCAAGGAAGAGUCUUGGUGGUUCCAAACUUCUUCCAUUUAAGAAUGAUGGAGGUCACUGUGUUCUUGGGGACCUUCAAUGUUUUGGUACCCUUCCCCAGAUCUGUGCCGCGACACAAUCCUGUCUUGUAGCUCUACGGACAAUUCCUUCGACCUCGUGGCUUGGUUUUUGCUCUGACAUGCAUUGUCAACUGUGGGACCUUAUAUUGACAGGUGUGUGCCUUUCCAAAUCAUGUCCAAUCAAUUGAAUUUACCACAGGUGGACUCCAAUCAAGUUGUAGAGACAUCUCAAGGAUGAUCAAUGGAAACAUGAUGGACCUGAGCUCAAUUCCGAAUCUCAUAGCAAAGGGUCUGAAUACUAAUGUAAACAAUGUAUUUUAUGUUUUUUAUUUUUAAUAUAUUUGCAAACACCUAAAAACCUUUAUCAAUUUUAGAAUAGGGCUGUAAAAUACAAUUGGAAAAAGUGAAAGGGUCUGAAUACUUUCUGAAUGCACUGCAUUUGUUAGCUCGCUAGCUAACCAUUUGUACAGGAGUGAUUCCAUUAACUGUAUGUGUUAGCGCGACAGCUAGCCAGUUGUAUAGGAAUGAUUCCAUUAACUGCAUGUGUUAGCGCGACAGCUAGCCAGUUGUAUAGGAAUGAUUCCAUUAACUGUAUGUGUUAGCGCGCUAGCUAUUCAGUUGUAUAGGAAUGAUUCCAUUAACUCUAUGUGUUAGAGCGCUAGCUAGCCAGUUGUAUAGGAAUGAUUCCAUUAACUGUAUGUGUUAGAGCGCUAGCUAUUCAGUUGUAUAGGAAUGAUUCCAUUAACUCUAUGUGUUAGC
Messenger RNA from Oncorhynchus nerka (sockeye salmon), 3833 nucleotides. RefSeq names its product hephaestin-like. The record is from RefSeq and is a predicted model, not a curated record. The transcript is spliced from 11 exons. The coding region runs from base 1 to 1326 and encodes 441 amino acids. NCBI's taxonomy places the organism in Eukaryota, Metazoa, Chordata, Actinopteri, Salmoniformes, Salmonidae. Gene Ontology annotation, molecular function: copper ion binding; oxidoreductase activity.